AUAUAAUCUCUUUUGAGAAAUAUGCAUUUGUAUAUAGAGGGUUCCCUAGUUGUUCAUUUUCUUUACCCCAUUCUCUGAGAAUUUGUUCGAAGCUAAUACUCCUCUCUCCGGCGGCAGUAACAGCGGUGUAUUGAGAUCGGCUGACAAAUCUUGGAAUUCCGGCCGGUAUUCACUUCUGCUCCGUGGAGUUAGAUUCUGUUUUCAGGUGUUGGCACCACAAAAAUACUUACAAGUUAAUUUGAAGGAUGAGGAAUACUACUGUAUAUCCAUCGCUCUAUGUUGGCAACAAUGAUGAUCAUCAAAUGCUCAACUCGGAUAUCCCACUGCAUUCAACAAUGCCAAAUCACAAUUCCAGCGAUUUACAAGAGAAAAAUAUUGUUUGUGAGUACAAUUUCUUUCAUGAGUCUCAGCUCAGUAAUAAUCAAGUCCUUGGUAGCUUUUCUCCAUUAUCAGCCAUUGAGAUACCUUCACCUCUUAACUACCUUAGUCUGCUCCCAGGGUUGCACCCAAUUUCGGAUGCAUCUGUGAGUAAUAUCAUUGCAAGUAGUACUACUACUGCAAUGCAUCGCGAUGCUGCUGCUGAGCAACUAUAUGCUCAAUACCUAUUUUCAGCUCACAGAAAUUCACUUGAUAAUGAUGGAAAACGAACUAUAGUUAAAAGUGACAUUGGUUCUGCAACUGUUGAAGGGUCCAUUAAGAGAACGAAGAAUGUUGUGCCUAUUGCUAUGGCAAAAGACGACAGACACCCACAAAGCCAAUAUUUUGUUGACAAAAGAAUGUCGGAACCAACUCGAGGAAAACAACCCAAGGCACAAGAAAAAUGGUUAUUGGAACUAGAAAAAGCCAAGGCUAAACGACAGCAGUUGGAAGUCACACAAGUACAAAGCCAAAUUCGGCAGAAAAGGAGCCAAAAGAUAGGAGAUAAAAUAAUAACACUUCAAAAGUUGGUGUCACCAUUUGGAAAGACUGAUACAGCUUCGGUACUUAAGGACACUGCCGAUCAUAUCAAAAUGCUUUAUAAUCAAAUUGAGCUGCUCACUAAUCCUUACUUCCAACCCGAUGCUUUUCUCCAUCAUUACCAUAAACAACAUGAUCUGCAGGUUGGUACGGGAGAAAUGAGCAAUGGCCUGGCAGAAAGAGGACUUUGCCUAGUCCCUGUCUCUUUCACUCAAAAUAUCACUAAACAAGAAAAGCGUUAACUUUCUCUUUUCCUGCAACCUACUCAGACGUCUCGACUCCGUGAGUCAGCUAACAGGAGAAAAACCAGCUCAUAACAUUACAUUUUUAGAUUCAUACUCCUAGCCUAAUUAAAGUCUCAAGCUAUAUAUGUAGAAGAGAUGUUAAAUGAAAAUAAAGUAGAUGAUUCCAGGCAUAUUUCUUUCAAUGUAGUGGUUGAAACAUUAUUAGAUUCACAUAUCAUU
This is a messenger RNA of Papaver somniferum (opium poppy), 1421 nucleotides long. RefSeq lists its product as uncharacterized. Gene Ontology annotation, molecular function: protein dimerization activity; DNA-binding transcription factor activity, RNA polymerase II-specific; RNA polymerase II cis-regulatory region sequence-specific DNA binding. Gene Ontology annotation, cellular component: nucleus. The coding region runs from base 246 to 1199 and encodes 317 amino acids. The transcript has 9 exons. The record is from RefSeq and is a predicted model, not a curated record. Gene Ontology annotation, biological process: regulation of transcription by RNA polymerase II. Lineage: Eukaryota; Viridiplantae; Streptophyta; Magnoliopsida; Ranunculales; Papaveraceae.